AUGACCAAGAUGCACUUCUUAACGUCGCUCAGCGUUGGAUGCCCCUAUCGUGCUCUUCUUUCUGAUCACGAGAACAAGCGUUUCAUUAUUAUUGUUCUUCGUGAAGAACCACAGCAGGUAGUUGCGCUCGAAAUUAACUGGUCUUCAAUCGUGGGUGUGGAUUACCGCUGUCCCCUUCAUGAUGACGGCAAACUGGUAUUAGAGGCCCGGCAAGUGGUGAAGCGUUGCUUCAAGACGGUGGGCGAUGCACGGGACUUUUAUUCACCGCACGCAACGGUGCUCGCCGGUGGCUCGCUGCGGACCUCCCACUCAGCUGCCCCUACGCCAAGCAAAGUUUCCUUGGACGGGCGGCAUGCGCUGUUUUCCUCCACAAGCUCAUUGCAUUUGGGGGCAGCGCUGGCUGUUUCGCCUCCUCGCGCCAUACACCCCGUCAGCUGGGGGGCAACCUCUUCCACGGGCAUGGGGCUAAGGCUGGUGGCUUCCGCGGAUGUUCGCAGCGUGGCCGGGGGCAUUAGUGGCAGCGUAAGCGCCGGGGGCGAAUGGCUUGCACUGGGCCGCGGCGUGGCCUCGGGUGGCUUCAGGCCCAGCGUCGAGCCUGGGGCGCAACGAAGCUCCAGUGCUACUCGGGCACCCCGCACAAGCUGCAGAGCGGUGCAUGCGGCGUGCACCGAGGGGACACUUGCAAUGGCCUCCGAUGUUCGCAUGAGCCACGGCAUGGAUUUCGCAUCGGCGGAUGAGAGUGAGGGGGCCUGUCGCCACCUACGGAUAUCAGCCACAGGGAUGCUGGUGCCGGACGGCCUCAGCGAAGCCGGCGUGGCGGCCCGUCGCCGUCUGCAACUGCGCUCGGUUGAGGCAUUGCCCGGGUCAGGGGCCGUGGAGACAGUCCCUGCAGGCGCCGUAGCGGCAGCGUCGGUGGAAUCCUCGAGGAUGUGUGCAGAGAGUCGGCACCGUAAGUCACUUGGCGGCUCAUCUCGCAAGGCGCGGUCUACCAACGACCUUUGCGGUCUGGAUGGCACCCUGGAAUGCUUGCAAAGCGUUCAUACAGGCAACCCUUCUGAAGCUGCUGCUGCUGGCCUCGCCGUGAACUCCGCGGAGUGGUGCGCGAGCGCGGCAGGCGCUUGUACCCGCGCUGCCGCAGCGCAAACGCGCAGCGCCGUAUGCAGCGCCGGGAGGCUUUUACAGAACCGAACCGGUACCAGCGCUGGCAGUGGGAUUGCUCUUGGCUGCGGUUCCAGUAUUGAUUCGCUCAGGGCCGCGUUUUUGUCAGAGCAGCAGCAGCAGCACACGGCUAACGAAUGGCUUCUUCGGCGGCGGAAUGGCGGCGGGCGCGUCCGUCGGGAACAUGCAAGCUGUACGCAACUGACAGACGUAAGCUUUGACAGUAGGGGAUGUAACGGAGGCGAGAUGCUCUGCAACAAUAGCGGGGUUCCUCGGGCGAGCCGCUGGACGCAACCCAGCGCUACGUUCUACUCCAAAACCCUGGUGCUCGGCUUUCGGGACCCCUUCCUGCCGCAAGAGCUGCGCCGCUUUGUCAAGAGCGACAUGCGUAUUUUGAAGCUGUACGAGAGUGGGCUGCCGCCAUGGGCGGUUUUCAUGCCCAGCUAUGGCCUGCCGUACCGUCCAUGGCUCCGGCGCGCUCUGUGGCUGCUCUUCAUCGCCGUCUCCAUCUUCUCCAUGGGCUGUGGCUUCUACGACCUAUACAAGAACGUUCCUUUCCUGAAGCAGGUCAUCACGGCAGUGGCAUCGAGGAUGUACCUGCCCGCCUCGGAGCUGUUCGAGUGGCUUGAGCGCCACACGCAGAUCCGCAUGUCCAUCUUGCUCACCUACCUCUUUUCCAAGUCGCCCCUUCUCAUGUCGCUGAUGCGGAUGCUAAGGAGCUUGGUAGCACUGCUACAGCAGCUUAUGCGGCCUGCGGCGAUGGCGCUAUCGGAGGCAAUGCAGCCGGUGCUGGAGGCUGUGCAGGUCAUGGCAGCAAGCGUAGGCGGCGGCGUGAUGGCAGCUGCAGAGACCGUGUGGCGGGCGAUGCAGCCGUUUGUGACUGCGCUGGCGGUUUUUGGACGUGAGGUCUUCGCUCUCGCGGCGGCGGUGCUGGGGCCACCUGCCCGGGCCCUGUGGGCUAUGGCCGUCCUGCUAGCACAGCUGGUUCGUCUCGUGGCUGCCCUCAUCGGAAUGGUGUUCGUGGGCCCGCUACAGCUUGCCUGCAGCAUCGGCGGGGUCCUGACCUGGGCCAGCGCGGAGUUGGCCGAGCGCCUGGCCGUGGCCGCAGAGGCUACACGGGCAGCAGUGCAGUGGAUGGUGACACUGGGUCGCGCUGCACGCCGCGCGGCGCCUGCAGUGAAGGCGGGCGCGCGCUUGGCUGCGCAGGCGGCGGGAAGCGCUGCAGGAGGCGGUGGUGGCGGUCUGAGCGGCGGCAUGGCGGUGUGGCAGUGGCUGGGACUGGAGGUGGUUGGUGCAUACAAUGCUGUGCGUCUGACGUUCCUCCAAGCAUUCAAGUCAGCGCAGGCUGUUGUUAACUUUUGCGUCACGGUUGCACAGACGGCCGUGCAGCACCGUGUGUCGCUGCUGCUGCAGCUACGCCGGUUUAUUACGCGCCAGAAGGAGCGCCUGCCACCCGCAGUCGCGGCGUCGGUGCCUCUUCCCGCAUUCGUCAGCAUGCCAUCCUUUACCAGCUUGCCACCUUUUGAUAUUCCGCUGCCUGGUCCCGACCACGACGCGGACCUCGACGAGGAACCCGAGCUGGUGACAAGCCUGUCCUCCGCCCCCGCUGAGCACUCCCUUUACGACUUGGACAUGGUCCACCUGGGCUCCACCGGGGAUGAAAGUCACCUGCUGGCCGCGCAGCCGCCGUUGUAUUGCAACGACGGCAACAUGCCUGUGCCUAGGGAUAGCGCCAUCCUAGCGGAGCCUAUCCCAGUUCCGCUUGGUGGGCGCGGCGGUGGAUUGCGGCGGCGGCAUCACAGCGGCGCGUCUAGCACUCGGUUGGGGACCACUGUCGCUGGCAAUGCGAUGUACGGCAUGUACGACGUUUCCCGCCAGCGCCUCGAUGCGGUGAAUGAGGAGGACCUGGAGGAUGCGCAGCAGCUCAGUGACCGCGACGGCCUCGUGGUGGAGACUUACUCCGGAGGGGACAAGACGCAGGGGCCCGGCGCCCACCUUUUGCACGGCAGACAGCGCUAUGGCGGUUACGCCGGGACGAGGGACGUCGGUGGGAACGUCUGGCUCAGCCAGAGAGAUUUCAUCGAAAUUGGUGGGAAUGGCGUUACCGGAAACAGUGACUACGCUUCUGCGCCUGGCCGCCGCAUUGAUGUUGAACUACAGGACGGCAGGUUGCUCGGGGACAGCUUCCAUGCUGCCUACGGAGCUAGGUCAUCCCAAUCUUUCCCUAGCCCGCAUCGAGAUGGCGGCCCUGAGCCCAUGCUCCUUUCUCGGUCAGUGCCCUCGGCCGCUGCAGACAGGAGCCUCAACUCAGGCCACUGCCAUGAGGCCGCGCUCAGCUGGCAACAGCAGCAGCAGCAAGAACAACAACGGCAAUGGCAAGAAGAGCAACAACGGCAGCCUCAUCAGACGCAGCUGAAGAGGAACCCGAAUCAUCAUGCACAGCAACAACGACGACGCGGCUCAGCGCGAGGUUUAGGACGUAUUGCUUCAUCGCCGCCGGAUGGCGCCGCAGGGACACCUGCAGCACAGCCCGAUGCCGCGACCGGGGAUGGCCGAAGUUGUAGGUUGGCAAGGCGCCACGGGGGAGGUGGGGUGCGGUGCGAGGAUAGGCCCGCUGCAAUUUCCAGCAUCACGCCGGCUAUGACUGCGGGUGCAGUGGCUUCGGGAGCGUUGCUUGGGGAGCUUUCACACGUGCUACCCAAUGGGCCCGCACCGGCUUCCCCAAGUGACAACAGCCCAGACGAGCUCACGUGCUCCUCGCCCUUCGCCCAUCGCGGUGCAUCCGCCUGUCUGGGCAAUGGUGCGGUGUCAACAAUCAACCAUGGAGCCACAGGUCGCGCGGCUGUAUCGCGCGGAGUGGGCGCAGCAUCGGGCGGCAAGGUCGCGGCGGCGAGCGACAAUGGGGUCCAAAAUAAGGGCCGAGGCGGUGCCGAAGGUGGCGGCAAUAAUGCAUGCGGCAAGCGCCCUUCCGCUGGCGCUAAGCAUAUUAGCCGGCCGGCCAUUCAAGCCGCAUAGCAGUUAAAUUGAAUGGAUUGAGCGAGUGGAAUAAUAAGGGCAUCUUUGGCAAACUGGCAUCAAAACUACUGCACUGCUUGUGGGAUGGAGCAAGAGGAUGGCGGGUUGCUGAUUAUGCAUGCCGGCCGAUAUUCGGCUGUCGUGUCUUCGGCGAGGGGUCUAAUCCUCGGGGUAUGGAAUAUGUGUUUUUCUCGGCUUGUGGAAAUUGCUCUGGCGCGCUGUGCGCUCUUAUGCACUAGACUCAUAUUAUUAUAAGCUGCGGUGCCUCUUGGCUUUACCUCGUGUGUUUUACGUACUGAACGAGUGUGACGUCGACGCCAUCACGUGGGCUGCACCAACACACUUGGCGUCCCCGAUAAGGGAACCGUCUUGCACUUAAUCAUCAGAACUCAAGUGUACGGUUGCGGAAUGCAUUGUAUGUUACGCGUGGGGCUGUGGUAAAUUUUUCCUCGUUUGCCG
Molecule: messenger RNA, 4632 nt
Organism: Volvox carteri f. nagariensis
Lineage: Eukaryota; Viridiplantae; Chlorophyta; Chlorophyceae; Chlamydomonadales; Volvocaceae
Exons: 8
Coding region: 1-4173 (1390 amino acids)
Source: RefSeq, a predicted model, not a curated record